AUGAAAGUAAUCGCUUUUGUUAUGCUCAUUUCUCUUCUUCUGCUUAAUCAGGUACUUGCAGAGGUCUCUUCAUACACCAACUCUGAAACUUCCUCUGUUUCUUCUCAGACGAACGACGAGAACCAAACGGCCGCGUUUAAGAGAACAUACCAUCGUCCACGAUUCAAUUGUGGGUAUGCGUGCGCAAGGAGAUGCAGAGAGACGUCGAGGAAGAAAGUGUGUAAGAGAGCGUGUGGAAGUUGCUGUGCUAAGUGUCAGUGUGUACCGCCUGGAACUUCCGGUAACACAGCAGCAUGUCCUUGCUACGCCACUCUCCGUACACAUGGCAAUAAGCUCAAGUGUCCUUAA
Molecule: messenger RNA, 348 nt
Organism: Arabis nemorensis
Lineage: Eukaryota; Viridiplantae; Streptophyta; Magnoliopsida; Brassicales; Brassicaceae
Source: the annotation of a GenBank genome assembly